GCAACCGAAGACUAGAAGAAGGUCGUCCACGGAAGAAAUGGGAAAAUUCAUGGAGAAACGUGUUGUCAACUCAAUGUUGCUCCUAGUGAUGAUGCUCAACGUGACUUGUGUUUGUGGAAAACCGUUACCAAAGACAAGCUGCGUAUACAAGGGCUACGUAGCAAUUUUGACGCACAACCGAACGCGCGUACUGACGGUUCUACCCAACGGGACAGGUGUAACAUUAAGGAACGUAACAAAGUAUCCAAUCACACUGAACAACCUCUUUCUCCGAGAUCCAGUCGUACUCAAAAGCGGCCACUACGCAACGUUUACAGCGUAUGCAAAGCAGCGCAAACUAUCAGUAGAUGACAAUGGAAGUUUGACCAUAAACGAGAAAAAUGGCACACUAAUUUACAUGAUAAAGUUUGGUGACUAUGAUGCCUACUUCCGUGCGUUGAAAAACGGAACCGAAUGUCAGGAAGGCGACUACAUCGUUUCUACCAACAAACAACAAGCUUUCAAAUCUCGAUCUGUGAAGUGUAGUACCAUCACAGCUAGCAGUGUCAGGACAGUUGAUUACAAAUUUCAUUUGGAGGAUUUGAAGGACUCUGCACUCUUAAGUGAGGAGCUAGAGAGUCUUUGCUGCAAAUAACGACGGCAUGCAGACUCUGAGAGUGAUCUCAACUUGUCUUUUAAUCUCUACAGUUUGUGUUAAUUAGAUUAAUUAAUUAAGGUCUAUCAAUCUUGUUUCCUAUAUUUACAAAUUAUAAAAAUAUUAAGUUUGUAUACUAGAACUAUUUAUAUUAUUUGUUUUCUUAAUUUAAACAGCA
This is a messenger RNA of Corticium candelabrum, 812 nucleotides long. RefSeq lists its product as uncharacterized. The transcript is spliced from 3 exons. Bases 38 to 634 code for a protein of 198 amino acids. The record is from RefSeq and is a predicted model, not a curated record. Lineage: Eukaryota; Metazoa; Porifera; Homoscleromorpha; Homosclerophorida; Plakinidae.